AUGCCAACCACCUUAAAGAUACAUAGCAACAUGAGAUGGCACCUCAUCUCAGAAGUGCCACUUCGAAUGAAUGGUAUCACUUUGGACAAGAGUAUCAAUGAAGAUGUCGCGGGUCUUGGUCUUAUAAUGGUGGCUGCUGUGAAAGCCAAGGCGAAAGAAACGAUGAAAGCCAUUACAAAACUCAAGGUGUCCCGACCAGAGCUGAGAAUUGCAUUGAAUGACUGUUCUGAUAGGUACAACGCAAUUUUGGUGGGUGAUGUACCAGAAGCAGAGCAGGCUUUAAGAGGGAAUCCUAAGUUUGCUGAAAAUGGCAUGGCGGAUUCAUCUAUCGAAGCUGUUGCAUGUGAGGAAAAUUUCAAGAAGGUUAAAUCACCGUUAACGGGAUUCAACAACAAGAUGCGUGAUCUCUCUGAUGUUGCGAGAGCCAUUAUUAGAAAUUUACUUUGAUUGCGUGUGUGAUGAAUUGCAUUGGACAGAGUAAAAAGAAAUAUAUUCUGUCUUCCAAAAAUAAACUAUGGAUUGUGAUAUGAUUUUCCCAGUAAUGGCUAAAAUUAUGGCUUGCUUU
Messenger RNA from Olea europaea var. sylvestris, 565 nucleotides. Its product is annotated as cell wall / vacuolar inhibitor of fructosidase 1-like. The transcript has 2 exons. The coding region runs from base 1 to 447 and encodes 148 amino acids. Lineage: Eukaryota; Viridiplantae; Streptophyta; Magnoliopsida; Lamiales; Oleaceae. Gene Ontology annotation, molecular function: enzyme inhibitor activity. The record is from RefSeq and is a predicted model, not a curated record.